Bipolaris maydis ATCC 48331 is the source of this 675-nucleotide messenger RNA. The record is from RefSeq and is a predicted model, not a curated record. NCBI's taxonomy places the organism in Eukaryota, Fungi, Ascomycota, Dothideomycetes, Pleosporales, Pleosporaceae.
AUGGACUUCAACAGCUUAUCUGAAGUUAGCAAUAGCCCCCAUGGCAAUAGUCCCCAUAGCGAUAAGGAAGACAACUGCAACGGUAACGGCACCGUUCAUGUCGAAGGUAACGACGCCAACGACAGCAACGACGGCAACAGCAGCGGCAGCCAUUCAAGCAUAGAAAUUGAUCAAUUGCCGCCACUUCCAGUGUCAGUAGACAAUAUUCAUGAAUCAAACAGCAAUACAAACGAUGCCAUGGACCUUGAUUUUAAUAAGUACACUGGCCCGCGCGACGCUACGCUUUCUCCAGAGCGAGAUCAAGGUCGUCCUACAAGUGGUGGGAAGUCAUUCACUCAUCUUGAUCCACUCAAGAUCGAUACCCACAAUCGUCGCCCAUCAAAACUCCGUAAAAUUACUCAAGAUAAUAGCGAAGAUAUUAGCGGAGCUACUACAACGAAACGUAAACACCACGAAGAAACUAGCCAGAAGAAGCCCGUUGAGAAGAAGCCGGCCAAGAACAAGCCUGCUGCGAAGGAACCCGCCAAGAAGCCUGCACGACCAGUGCCUCGUAAAGGCCCAGCCAAGCCAGAUAGUUCUACUCAAGGUCGUAAAGUCUCCCGUAGCGAUGCUGCUUCCCGAGCCCGUAAAGCUCUAGGCCAUGACAAUGACACUGAAGAUGAAGAAGACAGCUAG